AUGCGACCAACGGCCGUGCUUGUUUUAGCUGCAGCUGCAGCCGUUAGCUACGCACAAGAGGAUGAAACUCUCCUCGAAAAACGAGCAGGUGCACGUUUCUUCGUGACAGAAGAGAAACGUGGAGGAGCUCGAGCCAUGAAUGGAAACUACAUUGCUGGUAUGCUCGAAGAUAAGCGUGGAGGGGCCAGAGCAUUCACCGGAGGACUCAAACGCUUCGUUGCUCCCAAUAUCUGGGACGAUGAGGAAGAGAAAAGAGGUGGUGCUCGUGCUUUCCAGGCAGAAGACAAGCGAGGUGGAGGUAGAUCAUUUUACGAGCAGAAGAGAGGUGGAGCCAGAUACUUCCACGAAAAGAAGGGUGGUGGACGUGCAUUCAUUGAAACUCGCGGAGGUGCUCGUGCAGCCAUGAGAACUGAUAAGCGAGGUGGAGCUCGCAUGUUCAUGAACGACAAACGUGAUUAUGACCCUGAAUCUCUCUGGGACUUCGACCCACGAUCAUACGAGAUGCUCAAACGUGCAGGCGGAAGAGCCUUCCGUGUUGAUACCGGUGAAGAGAACGAGGUGCCAACUAAGAGAGGAGGUGGCCGAAGUUUUCCAGUACACAAUUCUAAAGAGACAUAG
This is a messenger RNA of Auanema sp. JU1783, 618 nucleotides long. NCBI's taxonomy places the organism in Eukaryota, Metazoa, Nematoda, Chromadorea, Rhabditida, Rhabditidae. The record is from the annotation of a GenBank genome assembly.